Phoenix dactylifera (date palm) is the source of this 2652-nucleotide messenger RNA. The record is from RefSeq and is a predicted model, not a curated record. NCBI's taxonomy places the organism in Eukaryota, Viridiplantae, Streptophyta, Magnoliopsida, Arecales, Arecaceae.
AAUACCGGUUUUUUAUCCGUUCCGGUACCGGUCUAGGACUGGACCGGUACGGCAUUCCAUGGUUGGAUCCCUAUGCUGCAGCAAAAGUCCGAACCUUUUGGGCAAUGAUGACAGCAUCCUUACUCAUUCCGGUGAUAGCCUUCAAAUAAACUAUUACAACUCAUGGUCAUCUCAUCUUAUAGGGGCUAGAUUCGUGAUUUUCUGUGGAAAUUGUCUUCGAUAAAUCCUAACCAUUGAUGUCUCUUUAGCAAGCAUAUUUGAUUGGUGGAACAGCAUGCUCAAGUCGAAAAACUGUUCGAUUGCAGUAUUUCUUGAAGUUUGUAAGUAUAUUUUGAUUUAUUUGCCAACAAUUUAUCAGAGUAUUACUUUUAUUGCUUAAGGCUGUGAUUUCUUGAAUCAGAUUAACUUUUUGGUCUGUUAUUGACGUUGAACAAGCAUCAAUAGUGCUGGACACCAAUUUUUAGACUAGUAUACUAGAUUAAAUUAUCCAUUUGUUGCUGACCUGUUCUGACCAGAUCUUGAUUUGAAAGCAUUGGUAGGUUGUGAGUUGAGAGGGUACCCUCUGAGUCAUAUUCGGAUUUGCAGUAAACCUUAUUUAUUUAUUGCAGUAGACCUGUUUAUCUAAUGCCGCAGAUUAUGUUAACUUUUCAUGUAAGACAUAAGGUUCAAAAUGGUACUUAUAAUGGUUCCAAGAAUUAGGAGCAUGGGCGGGCAUACAAUGUGAUGGAUAAUCGCCUUCUCAAAGAGCUGGUUCUUAUAUGUUGGUAAACAAGGCUCAGCCUUCCACCUCUCCUUUCUCCUAGCUUUCUACUUGAGAGAGGAGGUGAGCAUCUAUAGUGAUUUCUCAGUUACCUUUCAAGCAUUGUUCCUUCUCCUUUUCUUCUUCGCUUUUUUGUGUACGGAUUUAUUUUUGUAUGAAUAUUCAUGCAACAAGGGUGACUUCUAAAAAUUGUUCUUCUCUUCUUUGCAUGCCAUCUUCUCUAGCAAUAGGCGAGACAUAUGUGGAAGGUCUGCUACAUUGCUGGCACCUGAGCUGCAUUCAUUCUUCUCUAGCAAUAGGCGAGGAACUUCUGGAAGUGGAUUUGGAGGCUCAUGAUAGUUUCAAGAUAAAGAUGGUAUCGAUAAAGGCGAGGCAUUUUUGGAAGGUCUACUACACUGCUGACAACCAAUCUGCAUUCAUUAAUUCAUAUGAUUUGGAGGCUGAUGAUAGUUUCGAGAUAAAGAUGGUAUCAAUAAAGGAAGCUUCGGUCUCGCAAAUGCUUGAUCAUGGUUCUAUAUCCUUUGGAAGAUUUGCAGCUGAGUCAUUGUCAUGGGAGAAAAGGUCAGUGUUUACUCACGACAGACGCCAGGAGGAACUGGACAAGUUUAGUGGCUUAGUUGCCGAAAAGAAAGCAUACUUUGAAGAAUACUACAGAAGGCUUCGAGCUUUAAAGGCCUUGGAACAGAACCAGCAAACUGAGCUCACAUUGGAUUAUGGUGGUGAUGGUAGUAAUUCUAGCCAAACUGGAGAAGAUGAUGAAACAGCUCUGCAGCAUGGAAGUCUUAGAGAUGGGGCAGCAGAAACUAUUGAUGCCCCUUCUACAGAAACUGAAAAUGAACUAAACUUCAAGCAGGAUACGAAGUGCAGUCAAGCUCUUCAAACUAGACCGCUGUAUCCAGGAUCCACAACAUCAAAUAUAGACUCGCUGAGAAGAAGCAUGGAAAAAAUUAAGCCAGAGAAAAACUUUAACCAUGCUGUGAUGCAAGACCUGGACAGAGAAUCCUUGUCGUCAUUAAGUAGAAGCAUAGAAGAGAUUGAACAGAAUGAUAUCAGUAGUGUUGAUGACAGAGAGAUUCUGAGGGAACAGGAGAGUCCAGGGUCUAAUGUUGAAUCUGGGCCUCCUACCAACAGGUCUGUGUCAGACGUGACAAAUUCUAGAACCGGAGUCUCACAGCAUGCACCUGGUCACAACUUGAUACCAUACAAAACCAAACUGGCUGUUGAGAAACCUCCAGACUGUAAAUCAGUUCCUGAAGUGAAGAAGUGACCAAAUGAAAUCAAGACUGGGAAAGGAACUGGAAAUGUUUGUUUCGCUAUGCUGCAGCAAAUCCAACUUCCCAGUCAGAUAUGAUGUCCAAAUUUGUUUUAAAAAUACGGCGUGCUAGGGACAUACUUGGGCAAUAGCUCAUUUAGGAGGAAAAUCUUGACCACCAUGGGUCACCCAGUCCACAAAAUUGAUUCAGAUAGGAUUUUGGGUGCAGUAGUUCGUGCACAUUUUCUAAAUGCAAUAUCUCCUUUUCCACCAUUCAGCUCAGAGCUAAAGCAGAGCCGGCUUGUUACUGACCGUCUCCACAGAAUCCCAGCAUGAUUUAUUGAUCAGAAAUUGUUUCUUCCUUUCAUCCCUUUAACCUUCCAAUCAGAUAUAACUUAUUUUUAUAUUAGUUAUCUAACCAAGGGUAUAUAUCAUGGCCAUCACCCACAAUUCAGAGAAGCAUAAAAAAAGAGAAGUUGAUGUACUCCAUACGGUGGAUUUUGAUAUGCCAAAUAUUACCUAUUCUUCAGUUUAUUCUUAAUAGUAAAUACAGACUUACUGUAUAUGCUAAGUAUUGUUUGUUCCUACUAGCGUACUGAAUAUAUUCAGUCAAGAGAAUAGUGUAAGCCUAAUUCUGUUA